GCAUUCUUAAGCGAUUGAGACUUUGCGCGCGAGUUUACACGAAUGUUGCGUAACAUCUUUCAAUGUUCAUCAGCUGUUUUUCGUUUACAUUCGUUUGUAGUAUGUGACUGAAUGGAUUGAUUUAAAUUGCUGUGUUGGUGAAUCGCUUGGUAAAGAGAGAGAGAUUUAAAAAUCGCUACACUUGCAUACCGACUUAUAAUAGUGCCGUGGCGACCGAUAGAAAAUAUAAAUAAGUAUACAUAAACAACAAACUGUGUCGGCGAAUUUUCUCGUUUACCACAGAGUACUUCAACCUGUGCCAAGUUAGUACGGGAUUUCAUUAACUAAAAUGAAUAUGGAUUAAUAAUUACGCACUUUGGAUUUAAAGAUUUUGGGAGGAAUUUCAUAACAUGGCACAUGGUGCAGUGUUUUGAUUUUAAUGAAGUAGAACUUGCUCGUCGGUCUUCAAGUUAAAAAGAAUGGAUCUACAAAUGAAAUUAUGUGAUAGUGUGACGGGCUCUCUAAGCCGGACCCCCAGUCUGAAGCUGAAAGUAUUUCGGAAGCUUUCAGAUGAGAGGAAUUCAGAAGAGAAAAGGAAGAUUCGCCGGCACACGCCCGUGGGGUCGGGUGAAUACAGCGUGGGGUGCUGGGACAUGAUGUGUGGGGGACCCAGUGAUAAAGGAACAUUUUUCAGACUAUUUUAUCCCGUGGAGAAGACUGAUAUUUAUAAAAGAGACAAACAAUGGCCACUCUGGUUACCAAGGAAACAGUAUGGCGAAGGAUACGCAGACAUUAUUACAAAAAAUCCCAGAAUUAAAGUUAUCGGCAAAUUGUUCAACUGGAUGGGAGGGGAUGUAUACGUUCCCGCCCUUUGGCAGGGCCCCCUUUGUCCCUCCAACACACAGUUCCCGGUGGUCAUAUUUUCGCACGGCUUGGGCGGUAACCGGACAACGAACACGACAAUGUGUUGUGAGCUGGCCUCCCAAGGAUUUAUUGUCGCAUCCGUAGAACACAGAGAUGGUUCAGCUUCCAUGACAUAUCACUUAUCAGAAGAAAUUAACAGACACCACGUAACAACAUCCGGGGAAUCGAACUCCCGACCCCACAGUCGGCACACAAUCCACCGAACGCAUCUGUACUCCGAGGAGUGGAAACCAUUCGAGUGGUUCGAACCCUGGGACGACUUUACGUAUAGAAACAAACAGGUUCACCAUCGUGCAGAUGAGGUAAUCCAGGCAUUAGACAAUUUAGUCUUACUACAUAAUGGCAAAGAACUGCAUAAUUCCAUGAGAACUCACUUCAAUACCAAGCAAUUUAUGGUGAGUACCAAUUUCGGAACAGCGAGAGUAAAAUGGGAUUUUUUUUUACAUUGGCUAACAAUAAUUACAGUAAUAAAAAAUAAACGUUUCAGGGUGGGCGUGGUUUUAGAUGGUUGGAUGCAUCCAUUGGACGAGGAGAUCUAUGGAAACAUCAAUCAACCCGUCCUAAUGCUAAACAUGGAAUCCUUCCAGUGGAAAACUAUUGUUGAAUCAAUUUUAUUUGAAUAACAAAUGAUGAAAUUGAUGACGGAAGACACAGAAAGACGCAACAUGAUCACAAUCAAGGGUACUUGUCACCAAAGCGUAACAGACUUCCAGUUUCUGGUCAAUAAAGCGGUGGGGCGUGUGUUAGAUGUCCGGUAUACUCUGUCUCCAAAGACUGCCAUGUCAUUAGCCAACAAAGCCUCCCUAGGGUUCCUCCAUAAACACUUAAGUCUACAGGGUAAGGAAACACAUGACGAUAUUUUGUCCGGUGACCAUGAUCUCAUCAUACAAGGCACCAACGUCAAUUUGUCAUAAGUCAAAGGUCACGCCAUGGAUCCAGCCAUGUUAGCAAUAUGACAUAGGUCAAAGGUCACAUCGAGGAUCCAAUCGUCUUCCACAUCACUUUGUCUUUCUAAUAUUGCAUUUGCCAAAAUUGUAGAAAACUGUGUUCAAGCUGAAUCUGUGAUAUAAUUUAUUAUAUGCUUUACUGUAUUUAGAAUUUUAUACGAGUAAGAUGAACCACGAACUGUUUGUACAAAACCUUUCAUACUUCCCACUCUCUCACCAGAGGCAGCGCUCCGCUUACGGAACGGAACGUAAAACGCCCUCUUGUGAGAGACUGCAUACUUCCCUGUCAAUACCAAUCGCAUCAUCACGGGCCUUUCCGUGAGGUCGGAAAUCCGCUCGUGGGAAAGGCCCGAGAAGUCGCGAAUGUGUCUUUACCUCUACAAAACAUGGUGCUCUCCUAUGUUCUUUGAAUUUAUGUCAUUUUCGUGAAUGUGUCGUUACUUCUUUACAUUAAAUGUGUGUAGUGUUACCAUUUGUUUUUAUAUCCCAUUGUUAAUUAACUAAUUUUGUUAUUUAUAAUUUUUGCAAUUGAAGUCAGUUUAUGAAUAAAAUGCU
Molecule: messenger RNA, 2405 nt
Organism: Saccostrea cuccullata (small rock oyster)
Lineage: Eukaryota; Metazoa; Mollusca; Bivalvia; Ostreida; Ostreidae
Product: platelet-activating factor acetylhydrolase 2, cytoplasmic-like
Exons: 10
Molecular function (GO): 1-alkyl-2-acetylglycerophosphocholine esterase activity
Source: RefSeq, a predicted model, not a curated record